This is a messenger RNA of Haliaeetus leucocephalus (bald eagle), 2614 nucleotides long. RefSeq names its product glutaredoxin 2 (gene GLRX2). Lineage: Eukaryota; Metazoa; Chordata; Aves; Accipitriformes; Accipitridae. Bases 559 to 930 code for a protein of 123 amino acids. The record is from RefSeq and is a predicted model, not a curated record. The transcript is spliced from 4 exons.
GUCGGUUGGUAGGAGCGAGCGAGCGAGCUAGCUCUGCGCCGGCGCUGGAACUUUGGGCCUGGGUCGAGCCCGAGGGGACGGGGCUUGCUUUCUGUCUUCGUGGUUUUUGAACGCUCGUCCUGGGAGGAAGUGGCCCUCCGGGGAGCGGAGCGGCGGGUGCCAGGGCCGCCUGCGGCUGGGGCCCGAUGGCAUCGGGACGUGCAGGCCUCGGAGCGGCACGCUGGAGGGACCGCUCCUUUGAUGAAAACGAGCGUGGUCCCUUCUGUUAGAGUCAGAUUUGACACUUGUAUUUGUAUUGUCACUGGGGGAAAAACAACUAUUUCUCUUGCAAAGGCAGCCUUUUUGGUUAUUCUUAUAGUCUGCAACGUCCAUCUCUUUAUUUGCAUCUCCCUGCAGGCAUGUGAGGACUGGUAUGACUGUAGGCAUCGCAGCUGAAGUAAACUUGCCUGUACAUUAAAUAUUAAAACAAAACAGUAUGAAGCCAACUUUUGUGAACUAUGAAAUGUGUCAUUGUUUGAAAGCUCGAAUAUCUGACUUUAAUUUCUUUUUAGUUUUAGAAUGGAGAAUAGUCUGCCUACUUCCAUAGGGUUGUCUAAUGAUGCUGCUGUGAAUCAAAUACAGAAGAUUAUUUCAGACAACUGUGUGGUGAUUUUCUCUAAAACAACAUGCUUCUACUGCAAAAUGGCAAAAAAACUUUUUGAGGAUAUGAAUGUAAAUUAUACAGCUGUAGAACUGGACAUGAAUACAAAUGGAAGUCAGUUCCAGGACAUUCUUGAACAGAUGACUGGUGGCAGAACAGUCCCGAGAGUGUUUGUCAAUGGGACUUUUGUUGGAGGUGCUACAGAUACUCAAAGGCUUCAUGAGGAAGGCAAACUGCUUCCAUUAGUUCAUCAAUGUCAAGUGAAAAGAAAAUCCUCAACAGCCAUCUAGCUUAGCUUAGUCUUUCUUUGUACAAACAGAAUUUCAGACAAGUUAGAAGAUCACAAAGAUACACUAUCAGCUGGACUCAACAACUUCCAAGCCAUGGAUUUCUGAAUCGUAGAUCAUUCUCAAAUGACACAGACUUUAUGGACUUGGCAAAUUACUUGGUGUCCUUGCCUUAGCUUUACCACAACAAAAAUGUGACUGAUCACCUAGCUACCAAAUUGUCUGUCCAGUUGCUACAGAAAAGGGAAUAAAGAGUCUUGCACCUUUAGAGAGGUAGGUAAUUGCUUUCAUCUUCACCCUGCACUAUGAAGUAUCAGUCUAUACAGUGUCAUUCAGAAAUAGCCUAGGGGAACCAGACAGCUUGCUGUCACUAAACUGUGCAGUUACAAACUACAUUAUGAUCAAUCCAACACUGUUAUGAAAUUUCAGACCACGUAAAAUAGGUCUAAUAUGCAUAGAGUUUAUUUAGUACUUAAAUUCUACAGUCAGAAUGCAGUUUACUAGCAAUUUUAACUUGCAGUUAGAUGUUUAAAAGAACUGUCUAAAUUCAAUAGUUUCAGUAAAAUGUACAUCCAAAGCCAGACCAGGCAGUGUCAAGACUCUUAGUUAUUUGAAGAAAGUUUAGGUGCAAGUAGAAAAUUAUAUCCCAUUCUUCAGUAAGAGGGACCAUUACAUUACUAAAGGUGCACAGUUCAGAAUAAAACCAUUAGUCAAUGAAUUUUUAUUCACUUCUUGUGAAUAACACUCCUGUUAUUUCCACUGUUUUCAGCGCUGCAUGCACCUAAACUACUUUUUUCCCCUCAAGGGAAAAAAGUGUCACACUUAUCUUCAACUACAGAUAACUAGGACCAUAAGAGCAUCACUUAAAUUUGACAGCUUCGUUUUUGUGAUGCAGGUUUGAAUAAGUUUGAACUGCACCAUUUGUAGAAAGUCUUUAGUAUAUAGUUGUCUGAACUGUGCAUCUUCAACAUGUAAUGAGCUAAUUAAACACACUGACCUUAUUAUAUUUUUAUUAUUGAGGUUUACUGUAUUUUGCUACUUUCAUUGCUGCCUUAUUAAAAUUUUGUUUACAGGGACAUGCUUAUCAAGGUAAAGACACACAAAUGUGCAUCUCUAAAUUUAUACUUAAUAAAGCAAUUUAUUUUGCACAUACAGUGGUAACCAAGUAUUCUUUUUCUCUGUGUAGAAUUCUUAGGCCAGUUAUGUUUCCUCAGAUUAACAAUAAUUUUGCACCUGAAAGCUGGUAAAUCCAUCAUAUAAUAAUAAUAGUAUGCAAAGGAAUUUUUCAAAGAAAGACCUUUUCAUUUUGUUCCCUGUUUUAAAAAAAAAAAGUCCCAAAACAGUAGUCUAAAAUAACCCUUUGAGUUCUAAGUCUCAGAAAUCCCAGGGCAUUGUCACUUAAGGCAAUUAUUCUAUCCCAACUGUUGAGAAAACAUGCCGUAUGCCCGCAGAUCCAAGUGAGUGCCCAUUUAUUAAAGAAGAUAUGUCUUAAGGCACUCAAAGGGUUAAUUACGUUUCUUUUUAACCAUAUUAAAGCUCCCUAUCCAAAUAGUUUCUCAUGAAUUUUUGUAUCAUUUCAUAGAAAGUAGCAGCAAGACAGUGCCUUCAUUAUUGGAUGGCACAAAGCCAUGUUAUGGUUAACUUACUUAAACAUGAUAUGGCUGUUAAAAGUGUGGUUCUACUCUGG